This is a messenger RNA of Sipha flava (yellow sugarcane aphid), 2972 nucleotides long. RefSeq names its product eukaryotic translation initiation factor 4 gamma 2 (gene NAT1). Gene Ontology annotation, molecular function: protein binding; translation initiation factor activity; mRNA binding. The transcript is spliced from 4 exons. Bases 729 to 2972 code for a protein of 747 amino acids. Gene Ontology annotation, cellular component: eukaryotic translation initiation factor 4F complex. The record is from RefSeq and is a predicted model, not a curated record. NCBI's taxonomy places the organism in Eukaryota, Metazoa, Arthropoda, Insecta, Hemiptera, Aphididae.
AGAAUACUAUUUACACACACAUAUAACACUCAUUCCGUCACUCACUCACCUCAUUCUCUCUCUCUCACACACAUACACAUACUUCCUAUUUUACAAAGUUUUAUUUCUCCUCGUUCGUUCUAUUGUGAGUCUCGCGACUCACGUUUAUCUAUUAAUAUAAAAUUAUUUGUCUUUUUCUACGUCCGUCGUCCAGUACCGUUUGUGUUCUCCUCGGUGGAUUUCUUCGAAUAAUAAGAUAUUUGCAUGGAAUUUAGCUGUGAUACUCAUCCAAUAUUUAAGAUUUUAUGUACUUAUAUUUAUCCUGAAGUGUCAACUUUUAUACACCUACACUGGUGUCUCAUAUCAUAAUAUCCAGUUUAUUGUUGGAUACGAAAGAGGAGGAGACAUAUUCGUCCCAGCAGGUGACACGUAAAGACACGACGGACGUCUACGCAGAACGCGGGGGUGCUUCUCGUGUCUUCGGAGGAAGGGACGACGCCCGUUCUGAAUCCAAUCAGCAACCGCGUUGGAUACCUCCCUCGAUAAUCAGACGCGAUGCACUCGCCCAAGAGGACGCCAAUGAUGCCGUGUUUCGCAAGGUGCGCGGCAUUCUUAAUAAGCUUACGCCAGAUAAAUUUCAAAAACUGAGCGACGACAUUUUGCAAAUUGGAUUAAACACCAGCGUUGUCCUGAAGGGUGUCAUAUUUUUGAUUUUCGAAAAAGCUCUCGAUGAACCUAAGUAUAGUUCUAUGUACGCACAGCUAUGCAAACGGCUUAGCGACGAAGCAUCGAAUUUCUUAAUUGAUCAAGAUCCCAACACUUUUCGAGAAUUAUUACUGAAAAGGUGUAAGGUUGAGUUUGAUAACCGUUCCCAAGCAACUGCUGAGUUUGACAAUGACAAUGGAACACCAUUAUCUCCAGAAGACGAAGAAAGACGACAGGUGGCUAAGCGCAAGAUGUUGGGCAACAUACGCUUCAUCGGCGAACUUGGCAAGUUGGAGAUUGUGGCGGAACAAAUAUUGCACUUGUGCAUUCAACAGUUAUUCCCGCGGAAGUCCAAUGUCAAGGACGCGGCGGAGGACCUCGAGUGCUUGUGUCAGAUAAUGAAAACAUGUGGUCGCAUAUUGGACACGGAAAAAGCAAAACCACUGAUGAAUCAGUAUUUUGAUAGAAUUGCUCAGUAUGCUGAAAAUCCUGAACUGCCGUUGAGAAUCAAAUUUAUGUUGUUGGACACCAUGCAAUUGAGAAAGGACAACUGGGUACCACGAAAAGCUACUACCACAGAAGGUCCUAUGCUCAUGGAUCAGGUGACUGAUAUUGUAAGUGGAGAGACAAACGGGCAGAAUCAGAGAAAUAACCAAAUGCAAAAUGUGAAUCAGUCAAAAGAAAUGUUUAGACGUUCACUAAAAAUACGAGAUGAUAUGAUAAGUUCCACUCCGGUGUUACCUUUUAACUCAACAAUGCCGGAUAAAUUUAAUUCCAUAAAUGGUUUUACCAAUUCAAGUAAUUAUUAUAAUGUUAAUGGUCGCAAGAACCAAGGAUUAUUGAAUCUAAAUUCUAGCAACAAUUUUUAUUCAUCAGCUAGAAUAAAUUAUACCAUUAACACUCAGCAAAAUAAUAAUACUAAUAAUAAUAUGAACAACAACAACAUGAAAGAUCUAGGUCCCAAUAUUAAAAAACUUUUGCGUGCACAACAGGGCACAAAACCAGAAGACAUGUCCUUACGUCCAGCUGCUAAUAGUAUGUUGUGUAAGCCAAUUCAAUUGAAACCGCCCCCAAUUUCUAUGACUCACAUGGGUCAAUCUAAUCAAAUUAAAUCAACAGAAAUACAACAAAUUCAGAUCAAACAAAAUGCUCACGAUAAACAUAAACACUUAAAGAAAGAUAAAGGUGUUUCUAAAGAAGAAGCAAUUAAAAAAGGAUUAGAUAUUUUAGAUAAACUUUGCACUGAUCCAUCGAUGGAUGCUGUUAAAGCAGUUAAAGCAUUUGCUGAUAUUAAAGUACCGGAUAGAUUUUUGGCUGAUGUGAUGUAUGUCCUUCUAUUUGAUCGACUUCGCAAGAGAGUUGAUUUGGAUGAAGAAUUAUUAUUCCGUUUUAUACAGGAGACUAAAAAACAAAAUAUUGUUUCUGAUGUAUUUGCCAUAGAUUGUCUUAAACGUUUUAUAUUGAAAGGACCUGAGUAUGAGUCUGAUGAUGAUAAAACUUUAUACAAACGUUUUUCCAAGUAUGCUGCUGAAAUAUGUCAAAAUGUUUCUUCUUUAUCAGAACUUGCAGAAGUAUCAGAAAAUGGCAAAAGAUAUCCAGCAUUUUUAAUGGUUUUACAAGAGUUGAAUGAAGUAAUUGGAAAAAAUGAAUUAAUAACAGUAUUCAAAGAAAGCAAAGUCAAUAUACUUAAUACAUUACCAGAUUCAUUGAGAACUAAAGAACAACUUGCAGAAAUUUUACAAGAACGUAAUUUGACUUUCCUUUUUCCAUUGUUACGUAUACAAUCUGAUUUAUGGAAACAAAUCACUAGCGAUCCAAAUCCAACUCAAUUUUAUAAAUGGAUCAAAGAAAAUUUAGAUCCCGUCCAUUACACCGAUCCUGGUUUUAUAACAGCAUUAACCACAGUGAUGGUUAAAUUUAUUACUCAAGAGACAAAUAGUACAGAAGUAAAUGCCCCAAAAUCUGAUUUAGAAAAGGAGAAAAGUCUACUAGAAAAAUUCAAGCCAAUUAUGAGAACAUUUUUUGAUGACCGCAUUGAUUUGCAAAUGAAUGCUAUUUAUGCAUUACAAACAUAUUUCUAUUCACUUGAUUUUCCUAAAGGAUUGUUGCUUAGAUGGUUCAAUUUAAUGUACGAGUUGGAAUUUGUUGAAGAAGAAGCUUUCUUAAAGUGGCGUGAAGAUGUAACAGAUGCAUAUCCAGGAAAAGGGAAAGCGUUGUUCCAAGUUAACACUUGGCUAACAUGGUUAGCUGAAGCUGAGUCCGAAGAUGAAGAAGAUGAUGACGAUUAA